AUGGACACCUCUUCAUCCACCUUGCAAAGUGUGCCCACCAGUGAUGAUGAUGAUGAGUAUGAAGAUUGGGAAGAAGCUCCUGACAACUCCCAAAAGAUCAUGACAACUCCUGAUGUGGACAGUGAUCCGAUAUACUUUGAGGAUUCUAUUAAGGAGGAAAAAUGGUGCAACGCCAUGGAUGAGGAAAUAGAUGCAAUAGAGAUGAAUGACACUUGGGAGUUAACUGAUUUUCCUCCUAGCAAGAAAGUCAUUGGGGUUAAAUGGGUCUAUAAGACCAAGAGAAAUGUCAGAAGUAGAAUAGAGCGUCAUAAGGCAAUAUUAGUGGUCAAGGGGUAUAAACAACAGUUUGAAAUAGAUUACGAUGAUACAUAUGCCCUUAUUGCAAGAAUGAAGACUGUGUAG
Molecule: messenger RNA, 402 nt
Organism: Cryptomeria japonica (Japanese cedar)
Lineage: Eukaryota; Viridiplantae; Streptophyta; Pinopsida; Cupressales; Cupressaceae
Exons: 2
Coding region: 1-402 (133 amino acids)
Source: RefSeq, a predicted model, not a curated record